AUGCGGCCUCUUAUUAUCUCCUGUCUGCUCUACGCAGGGGCAUCUGCCUUCCAAGUACCACACAAUCUCCCUGAUGGCGACUACCGCAUCACCUACGGAGACACUCCCGACACAGAGCCUCUCGUCCGCCGCUUCAAUCCCAUUGCCAAGCGCUGGAGUCCGGUCCCGAGGGGUCUGCACAGCGGCACGGCCGAGUAUAACAUUGUCGUCGACGAGGACGUUACGCCAGCGAAAAUAUCAGAAGUCAACCUCGACACGCACCACACCAAGUCGUCGCUCCCACUACUCAUCACUGACACGGGCUGCUAUCACAAGAUCCCUUACCCCCUGGACCACGCCGACCACGCGGCCUCCAAGCAGAGCCUCCUCAACUACUGCUCGUUGUAUAACUUCCACCGGGCUCACAUCGAGCUGUCCCUGCACGGCAAGGUGGCCGUGUUCGUUUGCAACACGCAAAGCCACACAGGGAGCAAGUGGUGCAGCGAGGGAGAGUUCAACGCGGCCGAGGCCGUCUUCAACAAGACGUGCGGUGCGGAUAACGCCGCGUGGGUGUUCAUGGCGGAUACGAACAAAAUGUAUGGGAGGGCGUGGCGCGGGACCAACAUCUGCCGCCCCGAAAAGGACUGGCUGCCAAACGGAAAAGGAAAGGGUGGGUUUGUUGAUAACCAAGGCGCAAAGGUCUGGCCGGAGGGUCAUGCUAUAGGUGGUAUGGUUGAGGAGUGA
This is a messenger RNA of Ilyonectria robusta, 723 nucleotides long. RefSeq lists its product as uncharacterized. The coding region runs from base 1 to 723 and encodes 240 amino acids. The transcript has a single exon. Lineage: Eukaryota; Fungi; Ascomycota; Sordariomycetes; Hypocreales; Nectriaceae. The record is from RefSeq and is a predicted model, not a curated record.